CUUCUCAAUUUAAUAGUAUUAGCAGCUCUACUCUGAGGUUCUUUGGAUUUCUCUCUUUACCCCAGCAUGGAGAAUAAGCCCAGCAACACUGCUAUGGAACCUCAUAUCCAUUGCCUGUAUUCAAGGUCUUAUUCUUUUGGUCACUAUCUACAGCAUGUGACCAUCAGUGAGGAUCGGAACAUAGACUGACCAGUAAACAGAGAUCUUUUUUCGCAAACUGAGCUCCUGCUUCCGCACCACAGUAUUAGAGUAACUGUAGUUGACCCCAUUCAUUUGGUGCUCUCUUUUUCCAUCACUAAAGAAUAAGAUCCUGAGCUACUUAAACUCCCCUACCAGAGACAAGCUUUCCCAAAUAAAAGACCAGUCCACAUCCAGUGGUGGGGUUCAAGGCUAGGAAAAUCCACUGUAUAAAUAGGAUGUGUUGUAGAUGAUAGUAAUAAGAAAUAAAAAUCCAUAGACUUGGUGGUAGUGCUGCAAAGGAUGUAUGCAGGGAGUUAAAUUGCCCUGAACAUCCCCCACAAAGAUGAUAUCUGUAAAUUUUCUCACUCUAUUUUUUCAUAACCACCCCCUCUAUCCUUUUCAGUGAAGCAGAGUCAAAGGAGGCACUUGACUGCAGCAUGUACCCUUAUCCAUGGCACUGACAGCUCCUCCACAAGCCCUCGGUCUCUCUCCUUUGACCAGAGCCUCCACCUCACUGACCUAUCAGAUAGUCUUAUGCAUGGGAAGCCAUGGCCUAAUGGUUAGAGAAGCAGCUUUGGAACCAAAAGGUUAGAUUCCCUGGACCAGUAGGAAUGGCUGAAGUGCCCUUGAGCAAGGCACCUAACCCCCACCUGCACCCCAGGCUGCUCUGGGUGAUGAAGGUGCACCAGGUCACAGUGGAUCUGUAUCUGGAGGAUGUGAUCCUGGAUAGCAUCAAUCAAAUGGCUAAGGCUCAGGCCAGAGAAGAGAGCCAUCACAUGGCAGAGGAACUAAACAUCACCUACCCCAUGGAGAAAAUGUCAGAAACAGAGCAGUCACUCUACUGCUUCCUCAAUCCUAUGCUUCAGAUCAAGGUUUGCUACAUGUACUCCAAGAGUUUAGAGUAAGGGGGCACUGUUGCUCUUGGCGGGGUUCGUUGCGAAUGUCGUACUAUAUAUUGAAUAUUGUGGCAGCGAGGAGUCAGGUAGAACCUGCAGAUAAUACGUGAUGAGUUUCACCUGUGUUUGAUUACUGGCAGUUUACUUUUGUGUGUCUUCUGUGUUCUUUCAGAAAAAAUCCAUUAACUAGAGAGAGAGAGCUGAGAUACCCAACACUAUGCAUGUGUACACAGAUUAGAGGAAUAUAAAGUAGCUGAAAAGUGAUCUAUAAACUAAAAAUAAAACACACCUUCAGUUUUCAAAUCUGUCUCCCAGUUCCUCAUUCCCUAAACUGUGACAGUGUUACAAAUAUACAUUGUGGGGUAGUGCUGUAGUACUUGAGACAGGUCUUGGUUUGGAGACCGGUCUCAAGACCACUUUUUGAAGGUCUCAGUCUCGUCUCGGAAUUGACCGAAUUUUUAUUUGGUCUUGUCUUGGUCUCGGACAUAGAGGACUUGGGAUUUUAUUUCAAGACCGCAACUGUGGCAAUUUCACUAAAUUGUCUAUGCAUUGUCUGAAUUAAAUUGUUAACAUUGUUACUCUGAUUGAGUGUAAAUUUUCCUGCUUUCAUAUGUGACCAAUAAUGUGAUUCGUUGCUAAUUUGAAAUGAUUGUGGCUACUGCCUCAUAGAAGCGACGCGAGGCAGUAGCCACUAUGUCAUCGUGUUGUAAGAA
Molecule: messenger RNA, 1789 nt
Organism: Neoarius graeffei (lesser salmon catfish)
Lineage: Eukaryota; Metazoa; Chordata; Actinopteri; Siluriformes; Ariidae
Product: cilia- and flagella-associated protein 91-like
Exons: 2
Coding region: 792-1085 (97 amino acids)
Source: RefSeq, a predicted model, not a curated record